AUGACGGCCUUCCCUUGUGGUCCUCUGCGUCUCCUGCUCUAUCGUGCAUGGACCUUGCUGCUCAUCUAUUACCAAAGUCUGGCUCUAGUGGUGGCAAAGUCUCGAAGAGAGGAUACCUCUUGGGCUUAUCGUGUUAUGCCUCACUGGAGGCCUUACAUCUACACUUCCGACCAAGAACCUGGAUUUGCCGAUCUCCCCGCGAACAAGGGCCGCGAGGGUAUGGCAUACCUCACGCACAUCAUCGAUAACUAUGAUCAAUUGGCCGAUAUCACCGUGUUCAUGCACGGCGGUGAUAGCCAGUGGCAUAAUGAUGUCAGGAACCUGGAUUCGCCGUCAUUGCUCCGUCGACUCAGUCUUCGUGCGGUGGAGCGCCUGGGUUACGCUAAUCUGCGCUGCCACCAUCGCCCGGGCUGCCCGGUGGCCGUGCGACCGUUUGACCCUGAUAUGACGUCCGACCACAACAUUGUCUACCGCAACUUCACCAGAAUUUAUGCCGACCUUUUUCGUGUGCCUCCGGAGCAGACCCCUGCGGAAAUUGGUGGUGUGUGCUGUGGCCAAUUUGCGCUCACCCGCGAGCGCAUCCGGAGCCGACCGAAAGAGGACUACACGCGGAUGCGCGAUUGGGCCAUCUCCACGGAAUUGGAUAAUUUCUCGGUUGGGUCUGUCUUUGAGAUGCUGUGGCAUAUUAUCUUUUUAGAAGGACCGAUUGCAUGUCCAGAUACUCAGCAGUGCUACUGUGAACUCUAUGAUCUGUGCGACGAAACGUUCGACGACCCGUGA
This is a messenger RNA of Aspergillus saccharolyticus JOP 1030-1, 780 nucleotides long. RefSeq names its product DUF3431 domain-containing protein. NCBI's taxonomy places the organism in Eukaryota, Fungi, Ascomycota, Eurotiomycetes, Eurotiales, Aspergillaceae. Bases 1 to 780 code for a protein of 259 amino acids. The transcript has 4 exons. The record is from RefSeq and is a predicted model, not a curated record.